Anisakis simplex (herring worm) is the source of this 563-nucleotide messenger RNA. NCBI's taxonomy places the organism in Eukaryota, Metazoa, Nematoda, Chromadorea, Rhabditida, Anisakidae. The record is from the annotation of a GenBank genome assembly.
AAAGUGCGACACCUGUAGCUGGAAUGCCUGAAGCUGAAGGUGCUCCAUUCGGAACUGAGCGGCCUGUUGAAGAGGGAGAGGCUCCUGAAGCUGGAAUGCCUGAAGCUGAAGGUGCUCCAUUCGGAACUGAGCGUCCUAUUGAAAAGGGAGUUGCUCCUGACUCUGGAUUAACUGAAGGUGAAGGCGAGCGAUUCGAGAAUGAGUUGCCUGCAGCAGAAGGAGCAACUCCUCAAGCCGGAAAAUCAGAGGCCAAAGCAGCCGAAGCCGAAAAACCUGCAGCCGGAAAAGGCGAAACAGAAGGAGGGACGCCCGUAACUGAACAAUCAGGUCCAGAGGGUUGGCGUCGCGGGGCAGGGGAACCAGAGGAUGAAGGUGCUGCAUCCGGAAUGGCUCGAAAGAGGGCACAGGAACUCGAAGGUGAGAUGAUUGCAGCCGGGAAGGGCGGAAGAGAAGGCGAGACGCCUGCUACUGAAGAGCCUGAUUCAGAAGGUUUGCGUCAUGGAGCCGGAAAACUUGAAGAUGAAGGUGCUGCAUCUGGAAUGGCUCGAAAGAGGACACAGGAA